AGAAAAUUACGAGGAAUAAAAGCCUGUGCAACGGUGAGGCGAGACUGUCAUUCGUUGCCGAGAUGCUGCCGUCGUAUUCACCCAAGGGACGUAAACGGUCGCCACAGCUGCAGCUCUGGAAGCGCGUGGCUCUCCUUGGCGUCGUUUUCAUCCUAUUGCUGUUUCUGUGGGUGCAAUAUACCAUCCUCACCACCAACUUGGGCGGCAUCCCGGCGCACGUGGACGAAUUACAGGGCGCCACGAAUCAGGAGGGGCAGCACCCGGACAACCGCAACGAGCAGGCACAUCUCAGAGGCAACGAACAUCUAAAACAGCGACCAUCAGAGAUCAAUGCAGUGAAUCACGCGACAGGAGGUGGAGGAGCAGGGGAAGGCCACGACGUCGACGAGAUGCUAGCGGACGAGGUUGUUGCAGACGUGGAGGACCCUGAUAAGACAGUGACAGCGGUGCCCUCUGGGCAGCAAGAAGCUCGACGUUUGGCUGUGCGCAAGGCUAUGAAGUUUGCGUGGGGGAACUACGAGGAACACGCGUUCGGCGGGGAUGAAGUGGACCCGAUAAACGGCUGGAAACGUAGCAACGUUUGGGGCGACAUCGCCUGCUCCCUGGUGGACGGCAUUGACACGCUUUGGAUCAUGGACUUGAAGGACGAAUUCCAGCGCGCUAGAGACUAUGUGGCCAACCAGCUCGAUUUCUCGCACUUGGGCCGCGAUGGCAACAAACUCUCGGUGUUCGAGACCAUCAUCCGUGAAGUAGGUGGACUAUUGAGUGCGUUUGACCUCUCUGGCGACAACAUUUUCAAGCAGAAAGCUAAGGAGCUCAUGGACAUUCUCGCGCCUGCUUACGAUGAAGAAGAGGGCGUAUUCUACACACUUUUCAAUCCAUACACCAAGGAGAAGAGCUUUGCUGGGUGGGCAGGCUACCGCGCUCAUAUUGCAGAUGUCGGCACACUUCAGCUCGAGACACGCUAUCUAUCGGACAUUACUGGAGAUCCAAAAUACGCCGAGAUGGGCGACGCCUUUUACCAGAUUUUAAAGCGCGAAGGAUCAUACAAGAAGACGGGCUUGUUUCCGGUGCAUUUCAAUUCUGCCCGUGGGAAGUUCGACAGUCAGAGAAGCGUCAUCACUCUUGGUGCGCUCGGUGACUCGUUCUACGAGUAUUUGUUGAAAGUGUACAUCUAUAGCGGCAAACGCGAAGAGGAUGAGUAUCUUCGGGAGCUCUACGACGAUGCGGUGAGAGGCAUGGAGGAGCACUUGCUGUACUUCUCUAUCCCCGACGAUCUCUACUUUUUGCAGGAAAUGAAAGUACCGUCCUUGUCGGCUGUUCAACGCAUGGAUCAUCUUCUUUGCUUCGUUCCAGGACUGUUGGCGUUGGGUACGCUAUCCGAGACAGAGGACCACGCCAAAAACGCCAAACAUCUUGAGCUCGCCGAGAAGCUCAUGGAGACCUGCUACCAGUUCUAUCACCGUCAGCCGACGGGGCUAUCACCUGACAUCGUGAGCUUCCCAAAGAUGCAGGUGAUUGAUCCCAAGUACCGCCUUCGACCAGAGACCAUCGAGAGUCUCUUUUACCUGUAUCGCGUCACCAAGAAUCCCAAAUACCGUGAAUAUGGCUGGGAAAUUUUUCAAGCUCUAGAGACACACACCAAGGUGAAGCACGGCUACGCUGCCAUUAUGGACGUCACGAAGCUGCCUGCUCAAACCGAGAACAAGAUGGAGAGUUUCUUUUUGGCGGAGACGCUCAAGUAUCACUACUUGCUGCAAGCCCCCGAGACUCUCAUUUCGCUUGACAAGUAUGUGUUCAAUACUGAAGCCCAUCCUCUCCGCAUCCGCAGGAGGAACUAAUUUUGAUCUCUCUCGACCAUUUGAUACCAUGUAUAUCACCACAAAAAAAAGAGUGCGUGUUUUGUUUACUUGUUACGUGGAUGAGUCUUUCGACGCAAA
Messenger RNA from Phytophthora nicotianae INRA-310, 1940 nucleotides. RefSeq lists its product as hypothetical. The coding region runs from base 63 to 1841 and encodes 592 amino acids. The record is from RefSeq and is a predicted model, not a curated record. Gene Ontology annotation, cellular component: endoplasmic reticulum; Golgi membrane. The transcript has 4 exons. Gene Ontology annotation, molecular function: calcium ion binding; mannosyl-oligosaccharide 1,2-alpha-mannosidase activity. NCBI's taxonomy places the organism in Eukaryota, Oomycota, Peronosporomycetes, Peronosporales, Peronosporaceae. Gene Ontology annotation, biological process: N-glycan processing; carbohydrate metabolic process.